Messenger RNA from Cydia splendana, 3626 nucleotides. RefSeq lists its product as uncharacterized. Bases 90 to 3587 code for a protein of 1165 amino acids. The record is from RefSeq and is a predicted model, not a curated record. The transcript has 2 exons. NCBI's taxonomy places the organism in Eukaryota, Metazoa, Arthropoda, Insecta, Lepidoptera, Tortricidae.
CAGCCGGUGAGCCGGAGGCCGGGUAACUUUAGCGUUUCCUCGAUUACUCCGUAUUAGUACGAGUUUUGCAGUAAUAUUUAUAAUCCAUCAUGGCGCCGUUAGUGCUUGAAGGUGCCACAUUAGGUAAGCGACAUCAGCAUUACAAUCAACUUUUGAAGGAUGUCGCUCCCACCAAUGAUAAACCAGCUAAAAUCGACUACAACAAGACUGACAUCGAAAAUCUGUUCAACAUUGAUCUUGCCAGCAAAAUACGGGAUUUGGAGUACAUCCUCGACGUCCUAAAAGGCGAAGAUAUGCUGUACGUGUCAAGAGCCAUAAAACGGUCGAACUGGUUAUAUACUGAUGCUCAGUACGCGCAUAUAAUUGAUCCUGAGUACCUGCAUUCUGAACUGUUCCCUCAGAUGAUGCCGAAAGCAAGUAGUAAAUUUCUACUUCACAUUAGGCUUACCUUGAAAAACGAAGCUAUGGUGGAAAAGUUUUUCCAAUAUUUCAAAGAAAAAAAUCUAAAGACAGCCAUCAAAUGGUUACCAAACUGUCCAAUGAAUGCAGUAGAAGAAGCUGUAAAAAAACACAACGUGAAAAUAUCGCCUGAUAUAUUUGGACGACUGUGCAGAAGGUCGCCUACAAUACUUGAAAUAUUUCUCAAGUCUACAGAUAACCAUCACUACAGAACUGAGCAUCUAAAAGCUGUGAUGUUCCUUUUGACUACCCAUACAGAUCUAUAUCUAGAUGCUUUAGAAAAAAAUGACAGAUAUAAUAUGCCCACUAUGACAAAAAAGCAUACCGAAAUCGUUAUGAAAAAUUGUUAUCAAAGGAUUAUUGACAAUUUUGAAAAAUACAUUUACUGUAUCAACAUCGACACUUUUGCCAAAACUCUGAAGAAAGAAGAUAUAAAACCGUUCUUACGUACUCAACUUGAAAACAAAGAAUUAAAGCGUUGGUUUGAUCAAGACAGACUCGGCAACUUCAUCAAAUACAUGCCGAAAGAGGAGAAGUCUGAAUUUAUGAAGCAAUGCAUUGACAGGACAGUGACAGACACUAGUGAUAGUGGUUGUAUAACACUGAAAUGUUCAGCUGUGGCAAUGAGUUGCCGUGGCGGUGGCGGUAUUGGCAGCGCCAGCACAUAUCGCUGGUACAAAUAUGCUCCAUUUGGUGUCGCAUUCCCCGAAUUGAAAAAGCUAAUACGCGCUGAAUCUAACCCUGAUGAGAGAAACGCCAUGUUGAUGAUUUUGGUAGAAAAUGCCAGCAAAAAUUUAACGCACAUUCAAAAUGUACUACAGUACUAUCGGGAGAGGCACAUUAACGAGCCCUUCCGGUUCAAAGUCCAGUUCGUUAAUGAUUUACUGCAUAAAACACAUCCUCAGCUUUACGAUGAAACCAUUUGGAGCAUCCUUGAUGAACUCUUCCGCAGUAUGGAAGUAUACAUUGAGUCUGAAAAUAAUGUCCAAACGUGCAUUAAGGCCAUAAUAGCAUACAAAGUCACUCACGAUCAGGAAGUACCUGCAAUUAUAGAACAAAAAUUCACCUUCGACCUUUUAAGAAAUUACGAAAAGAAAUUAAAAGGCGUUCUAAAAGAGAAAGUCUUUAACUACCUGUUUAAUUUGUUGUUAACUAAAUUAGACAAACAUGUGAUUUCUCACCAAACAGAGUUCGGAGAGUAUGUCAACUUAUUAAAACAAGGUCUUGAUCUAUUGAAUGUAUGGAAAAAAGACCUUAGUGAUUACCCAUUACUGAUAAACAAAAUUAAAGAUUGUGUUAAGAUUAAAAAAGAAAAAGGAUGGACUACAUCCUUGAUGCCUUUGUAUGAUAUUAAAAAGUCUUGGAAGAGGUACAUAUUUGAGGACUCCCUUGCUAUAUCUCCAUCUGAAGUUGUAUGCAUGAACGCAUUAAAGCAUGAUCCCGAAAUGUUUAUAAGACACAAGGAUGAACUAGAUAAGCUGCGUUAUAACGACUCCACGUCUAUAGAAAAAGUGUUACGGAAAUUACGGAUCUACUGGCCGCAUACCAUAGCCAGUGAAUGGACGGCGGCUUACCGCAACCGACUUGACAAACCCGGAGGACACAAAGCGCUUAUUCGUGGUCUCUACUGCUUGCUUAAUCAGCAGGAACUGUUGGAAUUUCUGAAAAAAUACGAACCUCAGGAAACUAAAAUAAAUUGGGCUGAUACAGACGAGCUCCAGAUGAGUUUACGCAAGAACAUCGCACAAAGUAUGCAUACUGCUCGGCCUCAGGUCUCACCUGAUGCUAUUUUGUGGUAUGCAAAAGGUGACUAUGUGCAAUUCACUCAACCUGCUUUAAGUUCCAUCCUGUACAACUUGCGAUCCAGUCACAGCCGCGAUGUCGUGCUGAAGCUUCUAAAUGGUAUAGUAACAUUACAGAAACAUGGUAUACGUCUGGCAUUUGCUAAACUAUCAACAUCUGAAAUGAAAAAGAUAUUUGAAGACGUUUGGAAAACAACAAAAAAUUCUUCUGUUCGCGCAGUUCUCUUCCAAACUACCAAUGAGAUGUUAUGUAAGGAACCUGACGUAACAUUGAUUGCAGAGGUGUGGGAACUGAUGCAAACCUUUAUCGAUAGCUUGUCAGCAGAGGAAGAUAAGGCUACAUAUAACUCUUUCGGCAAAGUAGCUAAUAUACAUAGCAGCAUUAAAGCUGCCUAUUGCAAGAAAAGUUACAAGGUCCUGAAAUCUCUUCCAUCCAAAAUUGAUUGUCAAAGCACAUUGCAAAAAAUAAAAGAAGAGAUAAGUAAUAUUAUUGAAGAACUGGAUUAUGAAUUCAUAGCGAAUAUAAUAGAAGAAUUCGCAAAUGAUAUUCUUAUUAAGAGUAGUUAUGGAUAUCAACACAGGCAUGACAUGAACGUAUUGACAAAAUAUUUAUUAUGUGUUGUUGAUGAAAGCGAUCAAACUGCGAAAUUUAAUAAGGUGUUUGUACCUUUAAUGGAAAAGUCACUGGCUUCAUGGAAUAAAGUUAACGAUCGUCAAUUAAUUGUGAAACAAAACUUUGAGCAAAUAGUUGUACAUUUACUUCGAUCGAUAGACUAUCCAUUCUUGAAGAGCAAAGCAAAUCCGAGUCCAUUGUAUCGUAAUAUACUGAAAAAACUAGAGAGCACACUGCCAGCUACCCAGAACAUCAUCUUAUUCCAACAGUUGAAAUUAUCGGCGGCAUUUGUAGACAUAUUAUAUAAAAACAAGCCUGAUUCAAUGACUGAGAAAUCACAACUAUAUGAUCUAUAUUCAGCAAGCACAGAUGAUAUAACAAAAAUAAUAAUUAAAUAUCUAAAGGAAGAUGUUGCUAAAUAUGAUACAUUAAUCUACCGCCCAUUCGCUAGAGCCUUAGAAUCUGUGUUUGACUUUUUCGAAGUAAAUGUAUUGACAAAGCUAAAAUUCUUAAUACGCAUGAUGGCUGAAAAGGAUUUUGUUCCGGUUUACUUGGUAACUAUCAAGAUGCUACCCACUUACUUCGACGAUGACGAGAAAGCGCUUUUGAAAGAAAUUCGAGACUUAAUUACAUCGCAUCCAUCUCCACUAGUACAAAUAAAUUACUUCAUGAAAUUUGGCACGGAUCCGUUGCCUGUGCCUGAAGAAAAAUAAUUUCACAAGUUUUCACGAUAAUAAUAGCAUUUUACUACG